CACUCCCCUGGCGAUCGAUCCAUCCCUAUUGAAUAUGACUGCAUUUGCAGGUGUAAGUCAACCUGAUCUUGAGAUGGAACUGGCCGAUAUAGCCGACAAAGAUAUAUGGGUGUCCAAGUUCAAAUGCUUGAACACUACUCUUGAGGAUGUUGCCCGCCAGAAGGCCAUUCUGGCUAAGAAUCAUAAAUGGAGUGAUAUUGAAAACCUUCCCAAACAGGACAAACUUGUAUUCGAAACAUGGAAUGCCAUCCCCGACACCUAUAUAAACAUGAAAAAGUAUGCAUUUGGAGUCCUGUCGAUCUUCGGUUCCACAUAUGUAUGUGAGCAGGUCUUCUCCAAUAUGAACUAUAUUAAAAACAAACAUCGAUCACGCCUCACAGAUGACAGCUUGCAAGCCUGUGUGAAAAUGAAGGUGACGUCUUACAGCCCUGAUGUGCAGACACUGAGCACUGAGGUUCAGGAGCAAAAGUCCCAUUAACCAGGUAAAUUAAAUAUUUUAAUUAGCUAUUAAUUU
Lacerta agilis (Sand lizard) is the source of this 514-nucleotide messenger RNA. Its product is annotated as SCAN domain-containing protein 3-like. The transcript has 2 exons. Gene Ontology annotation, molecular function: protein dimerization activity. The record is from RefSeq and is a predicted model, not a curated record. Bases 35 to 478 code for a protein of 147 amino acids. NCBI's taxonomy places the organism in Eukaryota, Metazoa, Chordata, Lepidosauria, Squamata, Lacertidae.